Didymodactylos carnosus is the source of this 765-nucleotide messenger RNA. The record is from the annotation of a GenBank genome assembly. NCBI's taxonomy places the organism in Eukaryota, Metazoa, Rotifera, Eurotatoria, Philodinida, Philodinidae.
AUGAAGUUUGGUCCUGAUCCCGUAAAAAGCCCCACGGGAUCGGGACUGGAACAUCCAGUUUUAUCAAAAGACAUUCAAUUAUAUGUAAUCAGGCCUAAAUUAUAUCAAACUCCUGCAGUUAUUUGGCUAAAAAAGAAAAAAUGUGAUGUUGCAGCAACAGAAGAAGACAAACGGCUUGGUCGUUGGAUACUUUCUUCUUAUGAUGGCGAUUCUAUAAUUGUUUAUCAGGCAUAUAAUCCGACUAUAGCUGAAUAUGCAUGUAAACAUGGAAAAUUUAGUGGAUGUCCUGAAUAUAAUGAACGAAGAAUGACUUGGAUUAAAACAAAUUUUCUAUGGAUGAUGUAUCGGUCAAAUUGGGCUCACUCACCAGGUCAACAACGAAUACUAGCCAUUUGGCUACAUCUCAGACAAUCGUUGGCUUUUGACAAUUAUCUCAGACAAUCGUUAUCAUCAGUGAAAGAAGAAGCUGAACAACAACGUCAGAAUGAAUCAAUAGGAACUGAUGGUCUCAUUCGACUUCAAUGGGAUCCGGAUCAUACGCCCUCAGGCACAUCGGUUGAAGGUAGACGUGCAGUUCAACUAGGACUAAAACAAGUAUCAACUUUUCUUAAUGGUCAAGAUAUUUUAAGAAUUAUUGAUAUCACACAAUUUGUUCAUGAACAACAAAAUGCAAAAUUAGAAGAUUUAAAAGUUCCUAUCGAGAGAAUUUAUGAACCUGAUGAUUUGGAAACAAGAGAACAUGUAAAAUUAGAUUUGAGGGUUUAA